CAAAGCGUCUGCGUGAACGUUCAGUGGUUUCAGUCUGUGAUGAUGAGGAUGAACGUCUACAUGUGUCUGUCAGCCUUCAUCCUGAGCUGCAGAGUCUGUGCAGAGAUGGUUCAUAUGGCUGUAAUGGAGAUGAACUCAGUGUCUUUACCUUGUUCUUACAUCAUGGACAACAGAAUGACCUGGACUAAAAAGGUUGAUGGGCGGUUCGAUUUUCUAUUUUCAGUCAUUGGUGACGAAGAACGAAGAGAAAAUGACCCAGAGGAACGAUUUAGUUCAGUGGGAUAUAAUUCACUGCACAUUAACAGAGUUUAUUUAUCAGACAGUGGAAAAUAUCUGUGUAACAACCAUUGGUCAGUGGAGCUGACGGUGAUCCCAACAGGAACCUUCAUCCAACAUGCUAGAGAAGGGACCAGUGUCACUCUGACAUGUCCUCAUGUUACUGGUUCAGAUGAUCUAAUAUGGAGAAGACAGUCUGAUGGAUGGAGUGCACAUUCUGGUCUGACUCUGACUCUGCCAGAACUUAAACCGACUUAUUCUGGACUGUUCAGCUGUGAUGGAAAACCUGCUGUGUAUCUGAAUGUGACCACAGGUGAUGAUGAAGCACCGCCCACAACAACAGACACAAAAACGACAAGUACGUCUGCAACAACAGCAACAACACAGAAGAAAACUACAUCCAAGACAAACAACAGCAAAAAGGGCACGAAACCAGAGAAAAAAGAUAAAGGUCUCUGGAUCACCAGCAUACUUAUUAGGCGGGGGAAUAUCUGGUUCGUCAGGGGGCUGAACAGACGGAACAAGGGCCACAGGUUCGACUGGCUGGGAGGAGGAGAAAACCCGGGUACAGGAGACAAAAAGACUAAACCUACGAAAAAACCUAAAGUACAACCAACAACAACAACUGCUUCAAUGAUGCUGACCAAAGGAGCUGCAUCUGAACUACAGCUUUUGAGUUUGAUCAUUGGGAUACCUGUCCUCUGCCUCCUCCUCCUCCUCCUCCUCCUCCUCUUCAUCGUCUGCCUUAUUUCUAGACACAGGUUGAAAAGACGAGUGGUUACAGAAUCCCACCCUGUUUAUGAGGAAAUCCAGGGUCAGGUGGAGUUUCAGGCCAUCAGCGGGGUUGGUUCCUCUGAAAUGACAGCAGCGUACAAGAGGAAACCCAGUCCAGAUGUUCAAAUCCUUGACCACACAUAUUCCAUGAUUACGUUUCCAUCAAACAGCAGCGGUCAAAUUCCACAUGUGGAGUCUCCGUAUUCUCUGAUCGGUGACCCUGUUCUCUGUGGAAAUAACAACGGUUUGUCACAGCUGACAGAUACAUAUGAAAGAAUCCUAGAGUAACAACAAAAAAUGAAUUUUAAUAUAAUCAUGAUUUUUACAGUUCUGUCAGAAAAAAUAAAAAAAACAUCUGUUGUUUUGUGUUUUCUGUGGUAUUUGUUGCUUUUAUUUGCAGUAGAUUUUCUGUGUAGAGUAAAUAUCAGCUCUAAGGCUCAGGGUUUAUUCAGUAUUUUAAUAAUAAUCAUAAAGCACUUUGUAUUUUUAUUUAUAACACAAAAUGCUUUGGGCUAAUUCUUAGAAAUACAUUCAGGAUUUCUCUGCUUUUCUUCAAUAAUAAACAUGUACAUAACAUCA
This is a messenger RNA of Sphaeramia orbicularis (orbiculate cardinalfish), 1629 nucleotides long. RefSeq lists its product as uncharacterized. The transcript is spliced from 12 exons. Lineage: Eukaryota; Metazoa; Chordata; Actinopteri; Kurtiformes; Apogonidae. Gene Ontology annotation, molecular function: protein tyrosine kinase binding; MHC class II protein binding. The record is from RefSeq and is a predicted model, not a curated record. Gene Ontology annotation, biological process: interleukin-15-mediated signaling pathway; positive regulation of ERK1 and ERK2 cascade; T cell activation. The coding region runs from base 40 to 1338 and encodes 432 amino acids. Gene Ontology annotation, cellular component: external side of plasma membrane; membrane raft.